UCAGACAUCAUGCCUGGGACAGUCGGCGUCGCCACAUUAAUGGUUGCUCUCGCCUUGUUGGCUCUUCUCCAUAACUCUAUGGCUCAAGUUCAAAAUCCAAGGCUGAGCUUUUGUAAUGUUACAACGCCGAGACGGGUCGUCCUCAGGGGAAUCUCCGUCAGGGGUGCAAUGGUUGGAGGAACGUUGCAAGUGAGCUACGGGAUGCAAGUUUAUCAGCCACUGACAGCCGAUCCGAUAAUGAAGGUGACCGUGAGCAACAGCGCUGGUGUACCGUACGGCUGCUACUUCGGCGUGGGAUCGUGUUCCUAUAGACUGUGUGGCGGAACGCACGACAUGGAGAUGCAGCUGGCGAAACCAUGGUCCAAUCGGUGCCCCAUCCGACCGCGCACGUACAGGGGAACGUUCCAGCUGGCCCUGCCCCCCUUCAUUGGAUACUUUGUUCGGGAUGGAAGGCUUCGAAUCCAGCUUCAGGGUAUCCAGCAAGGUAAAGUCUUCGGAUGCCAAGCGUUUACCCUGAGACUUACAUCAAAUAAGUAACUGGGAUAUGUACCC
Molecule: messenger RNA, 552 nt
Organism: Ixodes scapularis (black-legged tick)
Lineage: Eukaryota; Metazoa; Arthropoda; Arachnida; Ixodida; Ixodidae
Exons: 4
Coding region: 10-537 (175 amino acids)
Biological process (GO): lipid transport; ganglioside catabolic process
Cellular component (GO): cytoplasmic side of plasma membrane
Molecular function (GO): enzyme activator activity; lipid carrier activity
Source: RefSeq, a predicted model, not a curated record